UGCAGUGUAUGUAUGUGGUCUGCCUGCUGUUCCUAACAGCUCCGCCAUUGUCUGGGCCUCAGCCUCCCCUCCUAUCUGUCCCUGUCUCAACCUGCCAUGACUUAGGGGCCAGAUUGGCAGACCCAUCUAGGUGCCACAUGCUCCAGAUUUCCUGGGCUUCGUUGCUCUGUUCUGGUACCUAUCUGACAUUCAUUCCCAUGCUUCCUGUCCUUUGACCCAGUUCUAAAACAUCAUCUUUCAUCCAUGUGCUUGACGGCUAAGUGACCCGGGAGUCAGCAAGACCGUUUAUCUCUGCUUUCAAAGUAGGUUCGACAAAAACUGGUUAAGACAGAAAACCAAACAUAAGAGGGUCACGGAUGCCCCACCAGAAGACCAUGAUCUCGUUACCCAAACCAGAAGCAAGCGAGCCUGUAUCUACCCCGGCUUCGUUAUCGAGAUUCCAACAGAGCCCCCCCGGGGGGGGGGCGGGAUUAGGGCGGAGCCUGGUUGAUGAGGUGGUCCGCACUGUGGAGCAAGUCUUGCUCGCUGCGCUCAAGAUUGGGUAGCCUAGCCGGAAGUGGGCGGCCUUCUACCCGGAAGGUGCGGGACUCCGUGGCGGCGGCAAAAAUGCUCGGUGCUAGAGCAGACUGCCUGCUACCCACCGACUGCUCGCGCCGGCUAGUGGCGGAGGUACAGGGCGCCCUGGAUUCCUGCGCCGAGAGGCAGCGGCAGUUAGAGCGGAGCCUGCGCGUUUCCAGGCGGCUGCUCCAAGUCUGGGAACCAGCCAGGACCCCAGCUCCAGAGCCAGAAACCAAGGAAGAGGCCCCAACUCCAGCAUGCACAACGAGUGCUCAAGACCUCAAGGAACUGGAGCUUCUGACCCAGGCACUGGAGAAGGCUGUACGAGUGAGGAAAGGCAUGUCUAAGGCUGGACAAAGAGACAGAACCCCCAGCCUGACAUCUGCAUCUAAUGCAGCCACUUCUGGUGCCACUGCCCCUGCCCAUUCCCAGGCCCCCAGCCGGGCUGGCAGCCGUGCAUCAGGUGCAAGAUCCACCAGCGGCAUACAACGGGCCACAGUCCCUGCCAAGGACUACCCUGAGUGCAGACUUCUGUCGAGGGGAGAUAGGGCCCAUGUGAGGACAGGAACCCAAGCUACCCGGUCUGGACCAGGCCUCAGGGACCAACAGAUGGCCCCAUCAGCUGUUCCUCCUGCCACAGAACUCUUCACACUAAAAGAGAAGGGGACCCUCCUGCAACUACCUGUGGCCUUCAGGAAGGCAGCUUCCCAGAAUUCCCGUCUGUGGGCCCAGCUCAGCUCUAUAGAAGGCAGUGACUCCGCAGAUGCCACCAGAGCCGCCAAAACUCAGUUCCUCCACAAACUCCAGGUGGCUUCAGGCUGGUCCAGCCACAGACCCGGUGCUGCAGAAGUGGAGGCACACGCCCGGAGCCUGAGGAAGGCCUGUACACUGCUGAGACUUCAUAUGCAGAGGGAGCUUUCGACAGCCCCCACUGACUGGAUGCAGGAGUACCGAUGCCUGCUCGUCCUGGAAGGACUGCGGACCAUGGUUGGGCAGUGUCUCCACAGGAUACAGGCACUGCAAGCAGCUGCGACAGAGGGACUGCCAGAACUCAGCCUUGUGGAGAAGCCCACUCAGGCCUCGCCACUUUGUGGAGGAGAGACAGACUCUUCCUGGAGCCCUGAGCUCCUUCUCUACUCUGACACCCAGGAGCUGCAGACCUUGGCAACCUUGAAGCUCCGAGUAGCCAUGCUGGACCAGCAGAUCCAUCUAGAAAAGGUUCUGAUGGCUGAACUCCUCCCUCUGAUAAACACCCAGGAGCCCCGAGGGCCACCUUGGCUGGCACUGUGUCGGGCUGCAUACAGUCUGCUCUGUGAGGGAGGUGAGCACUUCCUCACAGUCCUUCGAGAUGACCCCGCUGACUAAGCAGGCUGGCCAGACAAGCCUCUCUGGGAGAGUCCUCUCCUCUCAGCUGGAGUGUAGCGAACAGGGAUUGAGGGGAAAUUUCCUGUUUGGAGGAGCUAAGCACACAGAGAUACCUGUAACUUCACUGGGAAAGCUGGGUUCUCCCUCAGCUCCACUUAGUACCAAACUUCCUGGUCAGGGCUCAGCUAGAAAGGCAGAAGCCUUCCUGGGAAGCCCUUCUUGGCUCGCUCUACUUUCUCUCGCCGUAGGCUCUCAGACUACUCAUAUGAUACUAGAACUGUUUUAGAAAGUGUGUGUAUUUAUAUUAUUAUAUCAAAGUCAGGCUUGGUAAGGAGCUUUUCAUGUUCUUGUUUCUUUCUUUGUGGUUUUAAGGAUUUUAUCGAUUAAGGGGCUUGGUGCACACCUGUAACCCCACCACUGGCGAGCCUGAGGCAAGAGGCUCCUAAGUUUAAGGCCAGCCUGAAACCCUGUCUGAAUAAUAAAAUAAGAAAAGAAUA
Messenger RNA from Peromyscus californicus insignis, 2420 nucleotides. RefSeq names its product tubulin epsilon and delta complex 2 (gene Tedc2). NCBI's taxonomy places the organism in Eukaryota, Metazoa, Chordata, Mammalia, Rodentia, Cricetidae. The transcript has 10 exons. The record is from RefSeq and is a predicted model, not a curated record. Bases 490 to 1923 code for a protein of 477 amino acids.